Procambarus clarkii (red swamp crayfish) is the source of this 2779-nucleotide messenger RNA. Its product is annotated as ribosome biogenesis protein bop1-A. Gene Ontology annotation, cellular component: preribosome, large subunit precursor; PeBoW complex. Gene Ontology annotation, biological process: maturation of LSU-rRNA from tricistronic rRNA transcript (SSU-rRNA, 5.8S rRNA, LSU-rRNA); ribosome biogenesis. NCBI's taxonomy places the organism in Eukaryota, Metazoa, Arthropoda, Malacostraca, Decapoda, Cambaridae. The record is from RefSeq and is a predicted model, not a curated record. Gene Ontology annotation, molecular function: ribonucleoprotein complex binding; protein binding.
UAAGCGGGUAGUGCUGCUGUGUUGUUGUGUUGUCGGUGUUGAUGGCGUGAGUGACCCACGUGCAUCAGCUGCCCGAGUCCUGCUCCACUUCUGUUCCACACCUGCUCCACACCUGCGGCUAGUGAGGCCAUCAGGAGGAGGAGAAACCUAGACAGACAGCACGUAUCAUGACAAGACCUGACCGCCAAAGAGAACUAAAUUAACUGCAGCAAGACAUCACCUCCAUUGGGAAGCAGCAGACCUUGAUGUAAACUCCACAAAUCAAAGACUAGACAAGAGAUUAAAGAUGAGUGAAAAACGAAAACGCGUGGGGGUUUCUGAAUUGCAAAAAGAUAUUUUAAGUGGAGAUGACGAGAAGAUCAACUACAUGCUUAAUAUAAAUACAGAAGAGGAUGGUGAUUCAUCUGAUGAAGAGUCAAGUGAUUUUGAUGAGGAUGAUGUAGAGGAUGUUAGUAAUGGUGAGGAGGAGGAGGAGGAUGAGGAUGACAGUGGUGGCAGAGAUAGUCUUGAUGAAAUCAGCUCAGAGGAUGAAGAUGAAGAGGUAAAUGAAGGAAAUGGUAGUAUUGAAUCGCAUACAUCACAGGGAAAACUAGAUGAAAAAUGUGAUAGAGACAGUGGUGUUGAUGAUCCUCCAAGUGAAACAACACAAAAUGCAAAAAAUAAAAGUAAGUUUUCUGAGAAGUCAAAGAAAACAAGUUUACAAAUCACAAAGACAAACAAUACCAGUAGUAAAAGCCAGAAUAGUCUCCAGGAUUCAUCAGCACCAGAUGAAUAUGCUGAAGAUUCUUCAGAUGAAGAAGAUCUCAGGAACACAAUAGGCAAUGUGCCUAUUAAAUGGUACGAUGAAUACCCACAUCUGGGCUAUGACCUUGAUGGCAAGCAAAUUGUUAAGCCGAAACGUGGUGAUACACUGGACAACUUCUUAAACAGACUAGAGAAUCCUGACUUUGAUCGAACUGUCUUUGAUAAGCAGACUGGUCAAGAUGUUCGCCUCAGUGAUGCAGACUUGGAUACUGUUAAACGUCUUAUGUCCCAGCAAGUGCCAGAUAGCAGUUAUGACUAUUAUGCUCCUUGGGUUGACUUCUUUACUCAUGAAGUCAUGGAAAUGCCCUUGUCGGGUCGCAUUGAUUCCAAGAAGUCCUUCGUUCCCUCCAAGCAUGAGGCUGCUUAUGUUGCCAAGAGAGCUGAACAGAUUCGAAGAGGUCUCAUAAAAUACACUCAUAAAAGGGAAGAAAAAUAUCACUUUUAUAAUCUGUGGUCUGACUCUGAUGAAAAGCGGCGGAGAGGGAUUCACAACCAUCUACGAGCACCGAAGGUUAGAUUACCAGGUCAUGGAGAGUCUUAUAACCCUCCUCGUGAAUAUUUGCCAUUUGACAGAAAUCCACCUAAAAGUCUUCGCCAGGUUCCUGCUUAUAAAUUAUUUAUUCAAGAUCGCUAUGAACGUUGUCUGGACUUGUAUAUUGCACCACGGAAGAGAAUAAUGAGGGUUACUGCUAGUGCUAAGGAUCUCAUACCAGUGUUACCAAAGCCCCAGGACCUACGGCCAUUCCCUACCAUGGAGGGACUGAUUUUCAAGGGCCAUCGGUCCAUUAUUAGGUCUAUCUCUAUUCAUCCUCUUGGGAAGUUCCUUGCUUCUGGUUCAGAUGAUCAAACUGUAAAAAUUUGGGAGAUCAGUACUGGGCGUUGCCUGCGGAGUUUUGAUGUUGAGGCAGCAGUGAAAUGGGUGGCGUGGAAUCCCAGUAAUAAGCUUUUCUUAUUGGGUAUUGUGUUAGAAAACAAAGUUAUCUUCAUGAACCCUGAAACAUACCUAACAGAUAAGGUCAUUGUUCAGCAGACAAAUUCUGUGUUCAAGGAGGAACCUGAUCAGGGCGACUACAUGCAACCUGAGCGUGUGAAAACAGCUGUGACAUGGAGGAAACCUACAGCAGAUGAGUGGGCCAAGGGCUACAGAACUAUUCUUGAACAUUUCAGGAGUGUGAAACAAAUAGUGUGGCACAAGCAGGGUGAUUAUUUUGCCACUGUUGUUCCUGAGGGCGAUCACCGAUCGGUCCUCAUGCAUCAGUUGAGCCGGUGGCGGUCACAGGUACCAUUUAACAAAUGCAAAGGCCGUGUUCAGGCUGUUCAGUUUCAUCCUAAGCUUCCCUUCUUGUAUGUUGUGACACAAGGCCAUAUUCGUGUGUACAACCUACAAAAGCAGAGAAUUCUGAAGAAAGUCCAAGCCAACAGUCGCUGGAUCUCAUCAAUUGCUAUUCAUCCUGGUGGAGAGCACUUCCUUAUUGGUGGAUAUGAUCGCAAACUUAACUGGUUUGAAAUGGAAUGCACCAGAAAACCACAUCUUCUGCGAUAUCACAAAGCAGCUGUCCGUAGUGUAGCAUAUCAUCGCAAAUACCCACUAUUUGCAUCGGCUUCAGAUGAAGGACGGGUUAUUGUUUCACAUGGAAUGGUCUACAAUGACUGGCUGAAGGAUCCUUUCAUUGUGCCUGUUAAGGAGCUCAGGGGCCAUAACAUGUUUGAUGAUUUGUGUGUGCUGGAUGUUACUUGGCACCCAUAUGAACCAUUCCUCUUCACCUCUGGGGCCGAUGCAACAAUUAGGCUUUGGCACUGAGGAGUAAUGAUAUUGGCAAGCGUGGAUAUCAUUGAUGGAAGAUUCGUAUAUAUAAAAUAAAUAACAUUAGUGCUAGAUAAGCAUAAAUGAAGAUCGAGGUAUGAGGCCACUUCUCGAGUUAUAAUGUACAUGCUGAAGAUUUGGCUAACAAGAUUUAAUAAAAAUUUAUAUAAA